UAAUUGGUACUUGUAGUGCACGGUACCGUCCAGCUUUUUUAUAUACUGUAUUAUGACUGCAAAGGAUGUGACUAAUUUAACCUUCAUCAGCGGUUGUGAGUUUGACACCACCUCUAGACAGUUGACAACGCACAAUACCGCCACCUCCGGUCCACAGGCAGCAGUAAAGUAAAACCGGAUUUUUCCUACAACGCCCACUGUUACUACGUAAGCUAAACCAUCGAUGACAAAAAUGGCGGACAACACACAGUCGGUCGAGGUUGUCGAGGGCUGCCGACUCCCCGUUCUUCGUAAAAACCAAGAACACGAGGACGAGUGGCCGUUGGCAGAAAUUCUAAGUGUAAAAGAAGUCUCCGGAAGAAAACUUUAUUAUGUACACUACAUCGACUUUAAUAAACGUCUGGAUGAGUGGGUCACAGCGGACAGGCUGGACAUGAAGAAACUUCAGUUCCCUAAGAAGGACGCUAAACCAUCUACCAAAAAUGGUCUUCCAGGCUCCCGCCCCAGUUCUCCAGAAAGAGAAGUAAGAAAGGGUGUAGAAACCAACCCUCCGCCUGUGACGGCUCCCAGAGGAAAAACUCUCCCAACACUGCAUAAAAGAAAAGUUGAGAUGGCACCAACAGUGGCUCCGGUGUCCCAGGUUAUCCCAGUACCCUCCAUCCCUACCCCACCUGAAGUUUCCCAAGUGUCUGUUUUUCCUACUGUACGGGAAACCAACAUUUUCAAGUCCCGAGAAGACCACGACCUCACAAUGAAUGGCACUGCACGGCGACUCGUUCCCACUCCUCAACCUGGAAGAAAAAGGAAAGCUCCCUGUAGUGGACCCGAUGAGAUAAAGGUUUUGCCGUAUAACAACUCUCAAAGUGCCACUGUUUACCUGGCGCCACCAGAGGACUCUCAAGAUAGUUCAGAUGGCAUCCCUUCUGCUCCUCGCAUGACAGGGAGUUUGGUGUCCGACCGCAGCCACGAUGACAUUGUCACCCGGAUGAAAAACAUCGAGUGUAUAGAGCUAGGGCGCCACAGACUGAAGCCCUGGUACUUUUCUCCAUAUCCACAGGAACUCACUGCUUUGCCUAUCCUCUACCUUUGUGAAUUCUGCCUCAAGUAUCUCAAAAGCCUCAAGUGUCUCCAGAGGCAUUUGACAAAAUGUAAUCUGAGGCAUCCUCCAGGGAAUGAGAUCUAUCGUAAAGGCACCAUUUCUUUCUUUGAAAUCGACGGAAGAAAAAACAAAAAUUACUCCCAGAACCUGUGUUUACUCGCAAAGUGUUUCCUGGAUCACAAAACCUUGUACUAUGACACAGACCCCUUUCUCUUCUAUGUAAUGACAGAGUACGACUUUAAAGGCUUUCACAUAGUCGGAUACUUUUCUAAGGAAAAAGAGUCAACUGAAGAUUAUAACGUGGCAUGUAUACUGACAUUACCUCCCUAUCAACGAAGAGGCUAUGGAAAACUGCUCAUUGAGUUUAGCUAUGAGCUGUCCAAGGUUGAAGGAAAGACGGGAACUCCUGAAAAGCCACUUUCUGAUCUUGGUCUUUUGUCGUAUCGUUCGUACUGGUCACAGACAAUUUUAGAAAUUCUGAUGGACCUUAAACCUGACAAUGGAGAACGGCCACAGAUUACCAUCAAUGAAAUCAGUGAGUUAACGAGUGUAAAGAAAGAAGAUGUCAUUUCUACGCUUCAGUACCUCAACCUAAUCAACUACUACAAGGGUCAAUACAUUUUGACACUCUCAGAGGACAUUGUGGACGGGCAUGAAAAAGCGAUGCAGAAAAGACACUUGCGCAUUGAUCCAAAAUGUCUUCACUUCACUCCCAAGGACUGGAGCAAGAGGGGCAAGUGGUAAACUCCCAGCCAUGUUUAUAGAACUUUCACACCAAAUGCUUCAGCAGAAACCCCCAGCCAGACUCUGUGAACCAGCUGUGACUUACGAGACAAAGACAUAAUAUGAUUUAGAUCAAAACCACGCACCAUGUGUUUUAAAUGUUAAAGGAAUUUAAAGAUUUAGGCACAGAAAGAAAUUAAAUGUUUAAGGAACCAGGCUUAGUGUAAAAUAUUUAGCCAAACUGAUGAAUGUUUGCCUUAUGUUUUAUCAAUAUAACAACUAGCGAAACUGAGUUGAUGUCCUGUUUAGUUUUUUUUUUUUUGUUUGCACUGGUUAACCGAAAAUACUGAAAGAGUUUCUACAUUAUUUGUAACUGCCAUAUUUUGACAUCCCAGCUCCAGAAUUUUUGUGUAGUGUUUUUUCUUUUACCUCCAAAUUUGUCAAUUGUGUUACUGUACUAUGAAUUACUGGCCGCAUCCAUAUCCUUUUUUUUUUGAUGAAAAAGGUAAAUAUCACAUACCCUGUUAUGAUCGUGUGUAAUUUUUUACAUUGACAUCAGUUUAAGUAAAAAAUGCAUGAUAAACCUU
Cynoglossus semilaevis (tongue sole) is the source of this 2409-nucleotide messenger RNA. RefSeq names its product histone acetyltransferase KAT5. Gene Ontology annotation, biological process: double-strand break repair via homologous recombination; regulation of DNA-templated transcription. Gene Ontology annotation, molecular function: histone H4K16 acetyltransferase activity. Gene Ontology annotation, cellular component: NuA4 histone acetyltransferase complex. The coding region runs from base 224 to 1843 and encodes 539 amino acids. The transcript has 15 exons. The record is from RefSeq and is a predicted model, not a curated record. NCBI's taxonomy places the organism in Eukaryota, Metazoa, Chordata, Actinopteri, Pleuronectiformes, Cynoglossidae.